This is a messenger RNA of Nycticebus coucang (slow loris), 4129 nucleotides long. RefSeq names its product leucine rich repeat containing 34 (gene LRRC34). The transcript is spliced from 11 exons. Gene Ontology annotation, molecular function: protein binding. Lineage: Eukaryota; Metazoa; Chordata; Mammalia; Primates; Lorisidae. The record is from RefSeq and is a predicted model, not a curated record. Bases 2299 to 3657 code for a protein of 452 amino acids.
AAGUGGCAUUUUAUCUACUUUCAAAAAUAUUUCCACCCUUCCUUCUCCCACCUAUCCCACCAAACUACAGAUCUAGUAAUUCAGACCAAGCCUUGUGUACUUACUUAAAGGAAUUUAGUCUUUCAUCAAAGUGUUUGCUGACAAUUCACUACUAUACUUUCUCAUCAGAAAAUAACACUGUAAAUUUUUUAUGACCCAGCCUUCUUUUAUCCACAGUCUGAAACAUUUUUAAAUAAUAGAGAUAAUAGAAAACUAUAAUAGUAAUAAAAAUGAUUUCAUCACCUGCAUAUUCAAUACCUAAGCAACCCGCAUGCCUGAAACAACAGAAGCCAGAACUUGAGAGACUCAUCAGAAAAUUCAACCAAGAAUCUCCACUUGUUCUGGUCCUUGCUGGCAGCCCAGUUAAGCCAUCUGAUAGUUGGGAAAAAUAGCCCAUGGAUUUGUUAAAUGUUCUAAUGAUCAUUUGAAUGAUUUGAACUCAAAUGAUCCUUUGAGUUCUAUCUUUAAAUUAUCAGAAAACACCGAGAGCACAUGUGUUACCUGGAGAAAUUACUUCCUUAAAUUGUGCUCUUUAAAUAGGGGCCCAACAAAAGCAACAUCAUUGGAAAACAUUUAUGGAUCUUCUAUAAAACUAUAGUGAAAGAUGUUGUCUAUUAAGUUACUUACACACAGCUACACAUACUGAGCCUUCCUCAUACAAGAAGCCAGAGAAAUGCAAACGACGCCCCCUCCCGGGUCGAAGGUCGCUCCCUCCAUUUUGGGACCCACUCGAGCCUCCUCGGAGGCGGCACAGGAUCCCACCCCAGCAGCGACUCUUAAGGGCAGGGGGCUUUUCCAGCCUCCUCCCUUCACCACCUGGCGGUCACCGGGGGAACAGACUGACAGAAAUGAUAUGUCCCGUCAGGGUUUUUUUGGCCAUCCUAUUUGAUAAGCCUUUUGACACGCAGGCUGCGGUUCUGUGUAAAUAGUUAAAUCAGACGAAAAAACCAGUGUUGUGGGUGCUGUUUGGUAAAAGCAGUUCUUUCCUAAUUAUUCUUCUCUUCUGACCCUGUUUGUCAGUCUCUAGAGCCCCACUUUGCACUUCCUAUGCCCUUGGAAGAGAAUCCCUUGCUGCCCCUGAAGCAGGUCUUCGACCUCUUUCCUUUACCUUCUUCAAAAUACUUUAAUGGGCAGCUGCGCCCCCACGCGCCAGUGUUCCAAAUCACCUCUCGGCUGUUGGGAGCUCAGGAACACACUGGUUUUCUGUCACCAUGGCGUUUAGCCUGGAGAACAGGUGAUGCUUUAAAUCCGGACGGCAUACGUGGUUUCGAGAGGCCUCAGUCUCGUCCAGCACAGCUGUGGGCAGUGCCAAGCCAGUGUGGGAGCGGGCUAGCGAGACAGUGCCGUGGGAUAGCUACUGCCCAGCGAGCAAGACGAGGACAUUUCAUUUUUCACUUCGCAAGUCUGCUCAUGAGCACCCUGGUUUCACCUUGCAGGUUUCCCUCCUUCUAUGGCAACCCCCGAACAGGUCUUCCCUUCCUCCCUCUUCUCGCUUCCAGGCCCAGUGCCAGUUCUUAACCACUGUUACCCUGCACUAGCUCUGUUCUGUCCCUUCCCCUCUCACCCCCUCAUCCUCCUGGCUUAGCCUUAGCCGAGGCCUAUUGUCUCUCCCGGCCUUCUAGCUGCUUCAAACUGGUUCUUCUCCAGGUCGAGGCAACUCCGUCCUUCCUCGGCCGCUGUCCUUCGCAGGCUCCCAGACCCCGCCCCCUGGCACCUGCGCCGCUCUCCUAAGAUGCGCGGGACUCCCCAUUCGGCGCACUCUGGGGACCCCCAGGCACCUGCGCGUCUGCAGCACGCACCAAGCAGUUCCGCCGUCCGGCAGCCUCACCAAGACCCGUCCCGUUGUCACCUCCUCCAAGAAGCCCUCUGGGAUGGCCUCGCCCCUGCACAAAACCCUUUAUGAGCCCCAAGUCCUCGGCCCAACAGCGCGCUGGUGCUGCUGCGAUUUGCUCCUCGGCCCCGAGGGGCUGCGCACAUUUCUCCGGCUGGGACGUGUCACAAUCGUCUUUGCUGCCCCGGGCCCUCACUCAGCUGCUGCGCCCCCAAACCUCGGGGACCCCACCCUGCCGAGGAGCCGCGGCUCCCGCCCCCAGCGCGCCUUUGAUCUGGGGCGGGGGCGGGAAGCCUUGAUGGAACCUACAGUCACUGCCCGCCCGCCCGGCCAGGCCUGAGGGCGGGGCGGAAACGGCCGCGUACAGCGGCGGGACUCGCGUAGCGUGGUCGCCUGGCAGCGCAUGGGGCCCGCGCGGCGCACGGAGCAUGCGCCGCGGCGGGGAGGACGCGGCCGCGGCCUUGGCGGGGUCCGCCUCUUCGGCCCCGGGCUCCAUGGGGACCAUCUCUCCCGACCCAGGCCGCACGGCUGCAGAAUCCUUUGCCGGCCUCCAGGGAGAUUAUCAGAACCUGUGUCUGGACAGAUCCCAGAGAGUUAACCCUUUCAUAUUGCUCAAACUCCAGGAAGCGGAUGAAGAGGUUACGAAGGGACAGGCAGAAGGAAUAACGUUGAACAUUGCUGGCAACAACCACUUGGUGCCAGUAGAGAGAGUGACAGGUGAAGAUUUUUGGAUUCUUUCCCGAGUUUUAAUGAACUGUCAGUAUAUUAAUGGCUUGGACAUCAGAUACAACCUCCUGAGUGACGUUGGGGCAUACUACGCUGCGAAGAUGCUUCAGAAGCAACUUAAUCUGGUUUACUUAAACCUUAUGUUCAAUGACAUUGGGCCUGAAGGUGGAGAAAUGAUCGCUAAAGCGCUGCAUAAAAAUAAAACUCUGAAAUACCUAAGAAUGACUGGAAACAAGAUUGAAAAUAAGGGUGGGAUGUGUUUUGCUGCAAUGCUGCAAAUUAACUCAUCCUUACAGAAGUUGGAUCUGGGUGACUGUGAUCUGGGGAUGCAAAGUGUGAUAGCGUUUGCUACAGUGCUAACCCAAAACCAAGCAAUUAAAGGGAUGAACCUUAACCGACCCAUACUGUAUGGAGAGCAGGAAGAGUCCACGGUCCAUCUUGGCCACAUGUUGAAAGAGAAUCACUUUCUCGUUGAGCUGCACUUGUGCAAGCACGGCAUCAAGAGCUUCGGCAUGCAGCAGCUGUGUGACGCACUGCGCCUCAACAGCGCCCUGCGCUACCUGGACGUCAGCUGCAAUCAAAUAACUCGUGAUGGAAUGAUGUAUUUGGCCAAUGUACUGAAAAGCAAUACUACCUUGGAAGUAAUCGAUCUUUCUUUUAAUAGAAUAGAAAACGUGGGUGCAACCUAUCUCAGCGAAACCCUUACUUCACACAACAGAAGUCUUAAAGCGCUGUCCGUGGUGAGCAACAACAUCCAGGGGGAAGGGCUCGUCGCGCUGUCACAGGCCAUGAGGACAAACCCCGUGAUCUCCAACAUCUACAUCUGGGGAAACAAAUUUGAUGAGGCCACAUGUGUAGCAUAUUCAGAGUUAAUUCAGAUGGGUCGUCUAAAGCCGGAGGACACGGACGUGGAGCCCUUCACUGUGGAUGGGCACGUGCACCUGGCAGAGGUCUCCCAUGGACUGAAGAAGCAUUACUACUGGACGCCGUCGCACGGGGAGGCCCACGGCCACUCGGCUAACGCAGGCUUCGCGCUCAUCCCAGUGGGGCCACACAUAUGACAAGCAGCUUUCAGUUUCAUACAUUUGUUUUAUUUUCACAGAGAUCAAUAUUUUAUAGCCUAUUAAAUAUGUUUUCUUUAAUACAUUAAAAUGAGUUACUCUUUUCUUUUUUUUUAUUAUUUGUUAUUUAUUUCUUUUAUUGUUGGGGAUUCAUUGAGGGUACAAUAAGCCAGGUUACACUGAUGGCAUUUGUCAGGUAAAGUCCCUCUUGCAAUCAUGUCUUGCCCCCAGAAGGUGUGGCACACACCAAGGCCCCACCCCUCUCCCUCCUUCCCUCUCUCUGCUUUUCCUUCCCCUCCACAUGACCUUAAUUGUCAUUAAUUGUCCGCAUAUCAAAAUUGAGUACAUAGGAUUCAUGCUUCUCCAUUCUUGUGAUGCUUUACUAAGAAUAAUGUCUUCCACUUCCAUCCAGGUUAAUACGAAGGAUGUAAAGUCUCCAUUCUUUUUAAUGGCUGAAUAGUAUUCCAUGGUA